Carassius carassius (crucian carp) is the source of this 1235-nucleotide messenger RNA. RefSeq names its product solute carrier family 25 member 43. The record is from RefSeq and is a predicted model, not a curated record. Gene Ontology annotation, biological process: transmembrane transport. Bases 146 to 1183 code for a protein of 345 amino acids. The transcript is spliced from 5 exons. NCBI's taxonomy places the organism in Eukaryota, Metazoa, Chordata, Actinopteri, Cypriniformes, Cyprinidae.
UGCCUCCACCAAAUGAUCCACCAAUGUGACAUGUUGCGCUGCAGCCGGAUGCCUGUGUGUCAAACAGAGCCGUUAGUGUUUAUUUUCAUCCGCUACUUAUUUCUACUUUAACGGCUGGAGCAGAAAAUCGUUGUCCUUAUGAAGUAUGGCCACAGUAAAAAAGGACGACCGACUGACAAGUUCUCAAAGUUUACUGUGCGUCGGUUUUGCCGGGAUUUUUAGCAAAACAGUAACGUCGCCUCUGGAAGUCGUGAAGAUUUUGAGUCAAAUAGGAACAUUUCACUGUAAACGCGGAUUCAUCCACAGCUUUGUUUUUAUUUGUCAGAAUGAGGGACUUCGAGCUUUUUGGAAGGGGAAUAUGGUUUCCUGUCUACGGUUGUUUCCCUACAGUGCUAUACAUUUAGCAACUUACAAAAACAUUGUCCACCUUCACAUUGAUGAACAGGGUGAUAUCUCGCAAUGGAGAGCUAUAGUUGCCGGUGGGCUGGCAGGAAUAUCUGCCGCUCUAGCAACAUAUCCACUGGAGGUGGUUGAAACCAGACUUAUUGCUCAGAAUUGCCAAGAACCAACAUACAGAGGGUUGCUGCAUUCUCUCUCCACCAUCUACAGAAAUGAAGGACUUCAGGCUCUCUACAGAGGUUUUUCACUCACUGUGUUAGGUGCCGUUCCCUUCUCUGUUGGCUGCUAUGCGGUGUAUGUCAAUUUGGACAAGCUGUGGCAGGAGCGUCAUGUUCGCUUCACGUCUUUGCAGAACUUCAUCAAUGGCUGUCUUGCAGCAGGAGUCGCUCAGACUCUUUCCUUCCCCUUUGAAACUGUUAAAAAGAAGAUGCAGGCCCAGAGUCUUCUUUUGCCCCACUGUGGAGGAGUUGAUGUCCAUUUUAAUGGGAUGAUAGACUGCUUCAGACAGAUCAUCAAAAACAAGAGCAUUGUGGCUCUUUGGAGUGGCCUUACAGCCAACCUGGUGAAGAUUGUCCCAUAUUUUGGCCUGCUUUUCAGUUGCUUUGAGAUGUGUAAGCAAGUGUGUCUUUACCGGAAUGGCUACAUCAUUUCUCCACUAAGCUACCAACCUAAACCAGGCGUGGACCAGAGCCUGGGCCCACAUGAACUGCAGGAGUUUAAGCGCUACCUGAGAAACAGAAAAUCACACAAAGCACAGAGUUCAUCCAUAGGAAACCGCUGGUAACUAAUCCAACAGGAGUUAUCAGUAAUAAACAAAACUCUGAGAAGUGCAUUGA